AUGAACCAGGAGGCAGCAGAAGAAAGGAGAAAAGAAGGAGAAGAAGAAGAAGAAGAAGAAGCAAUACAUACACCUCCGGAUCGUACGGAGGUCUCCGCACUCCCCAUAGCGUUACAGAGAGAAAUAUCAGAGUAG
Molecule: messenger RNA, 135 nt
Organism: Trichophyton verrucosum HKI 0517
Lineage: Eukaryota; Fungi; Ascomycota; Eurotiomycetes; Onygenales; Arthrodermataceae
Exons: 1
Coding region: 1-135 (44 amino acids)
Source: RefSeq, a predicted model, not a curated record